AUGGAGAAGGUGCCAUUCCAAGGGCUAAUUCCUGCUGAGUUCCCCUGCAGAGGACGGAGGCGGGAACAAAGGCCGGCUUGCUCCCGCAACUCCCUGGGAUCGAACCUGCUUGUGCCAGGGCGGUUUCCAGCCAUCAUGCAGUGUGCAGAUCUCUAUAGUGUCAGCCAGGCCAGGUGCCGGGACAUUUACCAGGGCAGGAUCACGGAGAACAUGUUCUGCGCUGGCGUGCAACAGGGCGGCAUAGUAAAGCCACCGACCGUAUCCAUCACCACAACCGCCAUGGAGCUGCUGAUCAUCGCGAUGCUGGUAGUCGGGGCAGCCGCAGCCUCGGACACAGAGGGAAUCCGGGUCGUUGGGGGGAGAAACUGCCUCUUUGGUUCGCGGCCCUACCAGGUGGCUCUCCUGAGGAACGGCCGCAUCUACUGUGGCGGGAGCCUGAUAGCCCCGAAGUGGGUGCUAACUGCUGCGCACUGCAGCAGACGGAUCAGCAACGUGCAGGUGCAUCUGGGGGAUUAUAAUCUCCGGGCAAAGGAAGGCACAGAACAGAUACGAAGAAUCCGCAACUUCUUCGUGCACCCGGGGUAUAACCUUCGUCCUCGUGACAACGACUUCAUGCUUCUGGAGUUGGAUGAGCCCGCUCAACUCAACAACUAUGUGAACACAAUCAACCUGCCUACCCGUUGUCCCUCUCCUGGAACACGAUGCAGUGUGUCGGGAUGGGGCACCAUCAAGUCCCCCCAAAGGCGGUUCCCAGCCAUCAUGCAGUGUGCAGAUGUCUAUAGCGUCAGCCAGGACAGCUGCCAGGAAAGUUACUGGGGCAGGAUCACGGAGAACAUGCUCUGCGCUGGCGUGCAACAGGGCGGCAUAGGUACAUGCCAGGGCGAUUCAGGAGGCCCACUGGUCUGCAACGGGCAGCUGCAGGGCGUGGUCUCCUGGGGGAAGUCUGUCUGUGCCCUGCCGGGACAGCCCGGUGUCUACGCCAAAGUCUGCAAAGCUGCCCAGUGGGUGAGGAGCACCAUAAGGAGGAGGCUCGCCAGAUCAGACUGA
This is a messenger RNA of Malaclemys terrapin pileata, 1047 nucleotides long. RefSeq names its product anionic trypsin-like. The coding region runs from base 1 to 1047 and encodes 348 amino acids. Lineage: Eukaryota; Metazoa; Chordata; Testudines; Emydidae. The record is from RefSeq and is a predicted model, not a curated record. Gene Ontology annotation, molecular function: serine-type endopeptidase activity. The transcript has 7 exons. Gene Ontology annotation, biological process: proteolysis.